AUUUUUAAACCAGCCUUAAGUUUCGUAAAGAUAUACGCCAUUUUCUUGAUAUCUUUGUAGAGCGUGGUAGAGCUAAGCGUUUGCUGUCAAUUAAACUUAAUUUGUCAUUCUUUCUUAUUUAUAAAUCAGCACCACAAAGUCUUUAUUUUAGACUGAAAUCAUGUCGAAUGGAAGUGGAGACCAUGAUGAUGAAGGCUUUGUUGUUAAAUUACGUGGAUUACCAUGGUCAACUACUGUUGAUGAAAUCAUGAAAUUCUUUAGCGAUUGUUCUAUUACAAAUGGUAAAAAUGGUGUUCAUAUGACAAUGUCACGAGAAGGCCGUCCAAGUGGAGAGGCAUAUGUAGAAAUGGACACAUUGGAAGAUAUUCAGAAAGCUUGCAAAAGGGAUAGGGAUCAUAUGGGUCAUCGUUAUAUUGAAGUUUUUAAAGCAAAAAGAGGUGAAAUGGAAUGGGUUGUGAAGAGAAGUGGUAUGAACCUAGAAAAUGCUAUGGAUGAUGGUUGUGUGAGACUACGUGGUCUACCAUUUGGCUGUUCCAAAGAAGAAAUAGCACAGUUCUUCUCAGGGUUGGAGAUAUUGCCGAACGGGAUUUCACUACCGACAGACUACACGGGCCGCAGUACUGGGGAGGCUUACGUUCAGUUUGUUAACAAAGAUGUUGCGGAGCGCGCUCUGCAGAAACACAAGGAAAAGAUAGGACACAGAUACAUCGAAAUCUUCCGAAGCACUUUGUCCGAAGUGCGCGCUAGUAUUGGACCGAAAAUGCGAGGUGGACCAAUGGGUGGUUUCAAUCAAAGACCUGCUCCAUAUGAUCGAGGUGCACGUUUCGGUGGGAUGAACCGUUUUAGUAAUAAUAGCAGAGGUUCAAGAAAUAGAGAUUUUGAUGGUGGUCCAUGGGGAAGUGGUAGUAAUUUCGAUUCACGGGGAGGAAAUAUGGGAAUGAGAGGUGGUUUGGAUAUGAAAGGCGGAAAUUUCAGAGGCAGCGGUGAUACAUGGGGUGGUAAUUCCGGUAUCCACAGUAUACAUAUGCGUGGAUUACCAUUUAAAGCUACUGAACAAGACAUAGCUGAUUUCUUUAGACCUAUUGAACCAGUAAAUGUCCGAAUUAUUCUUGAAAACGGCGGACGUCCUUCUGGAGAAGCAGAUGUAGAGUUUGCAACUCAUGAGGAGGCUGUUAAAGCUAUGUCCAAGGAUAAAAGCCAUAUGUCUCAUAGGUACAUUGAAUUAUUCUUAAAUUCAACUGGUGGUUCAAGUGGAAUGUCGCUAGGUGGCAUUGGAAAUUUCUGUGGAGGUUUGGGUAAUAACUUCAGGCCGGGAUAUUCUCCAAACAGAGGUUUCAGCUCUCAACUAGGAGGAAGUAAUUAUAAUAGUUUUUGAGGCUGGAUGUCGCGUUUCUUACGCUACCGACGAUAAAACGUUUCAUAAAUCAAAGUUUUAACAUACUGAAUUUUGUGAACAGUGAAAUUUCGUUUCCAUAUUGCGUUCAGUUGAAAAUUGAUUAUAGCCAUUACAUUAUGUUUUAUGAUUUACA
This is a messenger RNA of Eufriesea mexicana, 1529 nucleotides long. RefSeq names its product heterogeneous nuclear ribonucleoprotein glorund (gene glo). The transcript is spliced from 9 exons. Lineage: Eukaryota; Metazoa; Arthropoda; Insecta; Hymenoptera; Apidae. Gene Ontology annotation, molecular function: RNA binding. Bases 161 to 1375 code for a protein of 404 amino acids. The record is from RefSeq and is a predicted model, not a curated record.